Molecule: messenger RNA, 400 nt
Organism: Porites evermanni
Lineage: Eukaryota; Metazoa; Cnidaria; Anthozoa; Scleractinia; Poritidae
Source: the annotation of a GenBank genome assembly
AUGUCGGCUCGAGGCGGUAAACGCUACGGCAGUGGCCGUAAGCUCUUGUCACCUGGAAGCUUUGUUAGGAGCAUAGAGAAGAGAUCUGACUCUCGGAGUUCGUGGCUCAAGUCCCAUGGAAGGAUUUACGUCCGCCGUGACAUUCUGGACACGUUUAAAACGCUGAAAGCUCAGUGUGUCUCCUCCACCGACACUGCUUUCUUGCAGCAUUUGUUGUCGUUUGAGAUGCGAAGGCAACAAAGGUGAGAAAAUAAGACUUCUACAUUUAUAUUGCUUUUUAGUCUAAGCUGCAACGUCGAAUCUAACUACCUAUUAAAUAUUACUUUAUUUUAACAGUUUAAAAGCCAAGCAAGCCAUGAAGAAGAGUACGGAAGAGUCAAGUGCAGUACAACAAUCCUAA